Achroia grisella is the source of this 450-nucleotide messenger RNA. RefSeq lists its product as uncharacterized. The record is from RefSeq and is a predicted model, not a curated record. The transcript is spliced from 2 exons. Bases 1 to 450 code for a protein of 149 amino acids. NCBI's taxonomy places the organism in Eukaryota, Metazoa, Arthropoda, Insecta, Lepidoptera, Pyralidae.
AUGAAAGAAUGCAGAGAAGUUACUACACCUAUGGAGGCAGGAUUUAAUGCAGAUACGAAAGAAAUAAUUAAGGUUCCAUAUAAAGAAUUAAUAGGUUCUUUACUGUUUAUAUCAUCUAACAGUAGACCAGAUAUCACUUUUGCAAUUUCAUAUUUAAGCCGUUUUCUAGAUAAACCUACAGAGGGUGUUUGGAAGGCAGCUAAAAGAGUAAUGCGGUACUUGAAGGGGACGAAAGAGAAAAGUCUAAUAUACAGAAGGAGGAUUAGUCAAGAUUUAACAACAUUUUCAGACGCAGACUGGGCAUCUGACAAAAUUGAUAGGAAAAGUACUAGUGGCUGUGCUGUAUUUUAUGCUGGAAAACUUAUUUCCUGGUAUUCUAAGAAACAAGCUUCUGUAGCCUUAUCGACUGCUGAGGCUGAAUACUUAGACGGUGCUCUUGCUGUUUGUUAA